Alexandromys fortis (reed vole) is the source of this 924-nucleotide messenger RNA. RefSeq names its product intraflagellar transport protein 172 homolog. The coding region runs from base 537 to 905 and encodes 122 amino acids. Gene Ontology annotation, cellular component: ciliary basal body; intraciliary transport particle B; axoneme. Lineage: Eukaryota; Metazoa; Chordata; Mammalia; Rodentia; Cricetidae. Gene Ontology annotation, biological process: intraciliary transport. The transcript is spliced from 5 exons. The record is from RefSeq and is a predicted model, not a curated record.
UUAUAUAACAGUAACGAUGAUAUAGUAUUCUGUCUUCAUAGGUAAAGAGCUUUGUACUAAGAAAUGCGGGAACAAAGUGAGUGAUUAAUGUUACCGAGUAGAGCUCUCAGAAUCGAAUGGCCAUGGACAGCCCAGGCCAUGGGGAAGUAUGUCCUAGGUAGCAAACCCCUGUGUGGGUGCAAGUGUUGUCCUUAUCAACAGCAUCCCAGGCUGAGGAAGAAACAAAGUAUCCCGGAGUUGCGUGAGGGACCAGAGCACCUUCACUCUUCUCCUGCUCUGGGAAAGCCUGAUGGGUUGGACUGGUCCCUUCCCAGGUGAUAGUGAAGAACCUGUCUUCAGGGACCAGGGUGGUGCUCAAGUCCCACUAUGGCUAUGAGGUAGAAGAGGUGAAGAUCCUGGGGAAGGAACGGUACUUGGUGGCUCACACAUCGGACACGCUGCUGCUCAGAGACUUGAACACCAAUGGUCUCAGUGAGAUAGCCUGGCAGGGAUCUGGUGGCAAUGAGAAAUAUUUCUUUGAAAAUGAGAAUGAGUGCAUGAUCUUCAGUGCUGGAGAGCUUACCCUGGUGGAAUAUGGGAGUAAUGACUCCUUGGGUUCUGUACGCACUGAAUUCAUGAACCCUCACCUCAUCAGCGUCCGUAUCAAUGAGAGGUGCCAGCGAGGAAUGGAAGAUAAUAAGAAACUGGCUUAUCUUGUUGAUAUUAAGACUAUUGCUAUAGUGGAUCUUAUUGGCGGCUACAGCAUUGGUACUAUCAGUCACGAGAGCCAUGUGGAUUGGCUGGAACUUAAUGAGACUGGGCACAAGCUUCUCUUCAGGGAUCAGAAACUUCGUGUGAGAGGGGUUACUAGGGUUUUGGGCCUGGGCUGGUCCACAAGUUGUUACCAGGGAUUGUGGGGGCAAUGAAGGACAUAAGUUCUUGGUC